CGAGGACGAAGAAGAAGAAGAAGAAGAAGAAGAAGAGCAGUUUACCCGGCUGUUAACCAGCACCGCAAUAUUAUUCACAAAUUAAGCUUAUUUAAAGGCUGCAUGUUGGUGAAAAGGACCUGUUUUCAUAUUUUAAUAUGUAAUAUCCUUAUAUAUAAGAGAACUGCAGUUCUUGGUUAAGAUAAAGUAAUGAUGUUUUAAAAGAGAAACCGUUAACCAAAUGCUAAUAUUAGCCGCGUGUAGGGAAACGUGAGCUUUUGUAGUGUAUCUUAUACCCAAGUGUGCCGGUUUCCAUGAAGAUGAGGUGUCACUAUGAAGUAUUGGGAGUGAAAAGAGACGCAGGAGAUGAUGAUCUGAAGAAAGCUUAUCGGAAAUUAGCCUUAAAAUGGCACCCAGAUAAAAACUUGGAGAACGCCGAGGAGGCCGCAGAGCAGUUCAAGCUCAUUCAGGCAGCUUAUGAUGUCCUCAGCGAUCUGCAGGAGAGAGCCUGGUAUGACAAUCACAGAGAAGCUCUGCUGAAAGGAGGCCUAAGCGGCGAUUAUGAAGACGACAGCAUUGACCUCCUGCAGUACUUCACAGUCACAUGCUACUCAGGAUACGGAGAUGAUGAGAAGGGCUUUUACACGGUUUACAGGAAUCUUUUUGAGUCCAUUGUUAAGGAGGAGAUGGAGCACAGCAGGAUGGACGACGAGGAAGAGGAAGAAGGGUUUCCUCCCUUUGGAGAUUCUCAGAGCGAUUAUGACACAGGAGUUCAUGUGUUUUACGCCUACUGGCAGAGCUUCUGUACUCGCAAAAACUUUGCUUGGAAGGAGGAAUACGACACGAGGCAGGCGUCCAACCGCUGGGAAAAAAGGGCCAUGGAGAAGGAGAACAAGAAGACCAGGGAAAAGGCUCGAAAAGAGCGCAACGAGCUGGUGCGGCAACUGGUGGCCUUCGUCCGUAAGAGGGACCGGCGCGUCCAGGCCCACAGGAAGCUGGUGGAGGAGCAGAACGCUGAGAAGAUCAAGAAAACGGCGGAGCUGAGGCGACAGCAGAAGCUCCAACAAGCCAAGAUGGCAGAGGAGUACAAGGAGCAGAGCUGGGCCGCAAUGUCUGAGCUGGAGAAGGAGCUGCAGCAGAUUGAAGCUCAGUACGGAGAGGAGUUUGGAGACACAUCUGAGAGUGAGGAAGAGGAGAUGAAUGUGGACACAUUUAAAAAAAACAGUGAAAGAGAUGGAGAUGCUGAGCAGCCGAACGACAAUGACCCAACCAUCGACUGUUAUGAUGAUCUCUACUGCCCUGCUUGUGACAAGUCUUUCAAAUCGGAUAAAGCCAUGAAAAACCAUGAAAAGUCCAAAAAGCACCGAGAGAUGGUGGUGUUGCUACGGCAACAGUUGGAGGAAGAAGACGAUUCAUUCUGCUUGAAUGGAAAGGAGGAUGGAGAGAAAGAAAAUGACCUGCAGGAUGAGGGGGACGAAGAAGAGGAACAGCCAAGGCAAAAGCUGUCAAAAAAGCAAAAGAGGAAAAAGAAACAGCAGAAAGUAGUACAGCAAACUACUGUUGAGGGUAAAGAGGAGGAGGAGACGAUACCCACACAGACCACCUGUGAGGAAGAAGUCCCUGAAAGGUCAGAAAAUCCUGUACAACCUGAAAAGCAGGAGGACCUUCCCUCUGCAGAAGUCAAAAGCAGCUCUGAAAAAACGAAAGGAAAAAAGGGAGGUGGGAAAGACAAGGCAAAAAACACCAAAUCACACACUGAACAGUUUCCUGAGAAGGAAGUAAAUCUCCGCUGCGUUACCUGCAACGACGAGUUCCCCACAAGAAACAAGUUGUUUGACCAUCUGAAGACCAGCGGCCAUGCUAUUGCUAUUUCUACAAACGCUACUCACAGUUCCACGAGCAAGAGCAGGAAAGAAAAGCGGAAAAACAGAUAAUACAUCCUCACUGCGCCUUAUAAGACUUUGACCCAAAAGAAACUCAUUUGGAGAUGUUUUUUGCGAUCUGUGUGAGAUAAGUCAAAUACGGACCCUAACCUUCUGUCUAUAAGUUCAAUAGGUGAGAGUGAAACAAGAUGUAGUUUUAAAAUAAAAAUUUUAAAGCAUA
Molecule: messenger RNA, 2082 nt
Organism: Xiphophorus couchianus (Monterrey platyfish)
Lineage: Eukaryota; Metazoa; Chordata; Actinopteri; Cyprinodontiformes; Poeciliidae
Gene: dnajc21
Product: DnaJ heat shock protein family (Hsp40) member C21
Exons: 12
Coding region: 294-1913 (539 amino acids)
Cellular component (GO): cytoplasm
Molecular function (GO): zinc ion binding; nucleic acid binding
Source: RefSeq, a predicted model, not a curated record